This is a messenger RNA of Lachancea meyersii CBS 8951, 213 nucleotides long. The record is from the annotation of a GenBank genome assembly. NCBI's taxonomy places the organism in Eukaryota, Fungi, Ascomycota, Saccharomycetes, Saccharomycetales, Saccharomycetaceae.
AUGGCCAAGCAAAAGUCUAAAAACUCUGUCAUUAAGCUGAUUUCCACCGCCGCUACCGGCUUUGCCCGUCAGAUCACCAUAUCCAGAGGUGCACCUCUGGUAACGCAAGUGAGAUACGAUCCAGUCGCCAAGCGACAUGUCCUUUUCAAAGAGUCCAAAAAGAGAAAAGUCGCUGAGCGGAAACCAUUGGAUUUCUUGAGAACAAGCAGAUAA